CAACAACCUCGCCUUUUCACUCAAAUGAAUCAGGCGUGAUCUCCUAACCCAUGUGGGACUUUGGGACAUUUCUCUCUCUGGUACAUUUUCGCUGGAAAUAGGCUAAAACGCUCAAGUGGUCCCUUGAAGUCCAUUUCUAUCCCAGCAUCUUUUUCUCUAAGUGAAGAUAAUUUCUUGACGACAUCCCCAGACAUGGAGAGCAGAGGAAUGAAAGGAGGAAUUGUGAUAAAAGACGACUGGCCAGGAUACAGCCUGGACCUGUUCACUUACCCGGAGCACUACCAUGAGGACAUUGAGAGUGUUUACAUUCCACAUGGAGUAAUCAUGGACAGGAUCGAGCGCUUGGCUCGCCACAUUGUGGAUGACAUCGGGGACCAUGACAUAGUGGUGCUGUGCGUCCUGAAGGGCGGCUACAAGUUCUGCUCAGAUCUGGUGGAGUUCAUCAAAGUUCUUGGCCGCAACUCCAACACCUACCUGGAGACCCGGGUGGAGUUUAUCCGUCUGAAGAGCUACCUGAAUGACCAGUCGACAGAGGACCUGCACAUCAUAGGGAGCCGAGAUCUGUCUUUUCUGCGUGGAAAGAACGUGCUCAUUGUAGAGGCGAUAGUUGACACAGGAAAGACCAUGAAGGCCCUUCUGAAGCACGUUGAGACCUUUCAACCCAAGAUGGUCAAGGUCGCAGGUCUGCUUGUGAAGAGAGUCCCCAACAUGGCUGAGAGUCUCACAGACUACGUCGGGUUUGAAAUCCCCAACCGCUUCGUCGUCGGCUACGCCUUGGACUACAACGAGUAUUUCCGUGACCUGAAUCAUAUCUGUGUCAUCAGCGAGAUUGGAAAGGUGAAGUACAAGGUCUGAGGAAAAUUGAAACCUUAAGUUACCUGCCAGAAAAAGUGCCUUCUCGCUUCCUCCAGCUCGUGCCGAGUGGAAGUUCGGUUUUUGUUUCUUUUACUGUACACUGUGCAUUUGGCCAAAAAUGUUCCUAAAUGGAUUUUCUCAUUUCUCGAACAGUCACUUUUUGUACUAUUUCUGUUUACAUGUUUCACAAAAAAGAAAAGAAAGUUUUUUUUUGGUUUUUUUGGGUUUUUUUUUUUGAGUUCAGGAUGUUUUUUUCCAAGUGGUUUUCAUCUAGUGUCUUACAGUGCAGGGACUGUUGCUUCACAGAAGUCUGUUCAUCUCAAAGCAGCCAGUCAUAAGAGUUGCUCAGUGGAUUUAUUGAGUGUUCACAGAAUGUCUUUGAAAUAAAAAAGAAAU
Myripristis murdjan (pinecone soldierfish) is the source of this 1251-nucleotide messenger RNA. RefSeq names its product phosphoribosyl transferase domain containing 1a (gene prtfdc1a). The record is from RefSeq and is a predicted model, not a curated record. Gene Ontology annotation, cellular component: cytosol. NCBI's taxonomy places the organism in Eukaryota, Metazoa, Chordata, Actinopteri, Holocentriformes, Holocentridae. Bases 193 to 855 code for a protein of 220 amino acids. Gene Ontology annotation, biological process: GMP salvage; purine ribonucleoside salvage; IMP salvage. The transcript has 10 exons. Gene Ontology annotation, molecular function: hypoxanthine phosphoribosyltransferase activity; magnesium ion binding.